AUGUGUGUGAGGUGUUAUGAUUCGUGGUCAUUCCCGGAUGAGUGCAACGUGAACGGUGUCAGAGAGUUUUCUAAACACUUAGCUGUACAUAUAGCGCGUGGUCUUUACUCCGUGAGACCAUCACCACCAGCACAGAUAUGGCGAAGAGACCCUUUCUCCUUAAGAAGCAGCCACUAGUUGCGGCCCGGCGCUUGGCUCAAACUAUUCCACCUAAGACACAAUGGCAGUACAACGAGCCGGAGGUGGAUGUUGAUGACAUCCAAGGAGAUGCUUUCCUUGGCUUCAACAAACCUCAUCUUGCUAUUCUGGCCAUUGACAUAGCAGACGACACCACUGCAGCCACCAACACCAAGAAAUGGCUCACUGAUUACGUCAUUCCAUACGUCACCACCGCCAGAGAUGUCAUUCAGUUCCGUGACAUGUUCCGGAUGAUGCGCGAGAUUCGAGGUGGUAUCAAGCCGAUGACAGUGGCCGAGGUUUGUUUCAAUGUCUCAUUCUCCUAUGACGCUCUGCUGAAGUUAGCUCCAGUCGCCGAAGUCAAGACAUUCUACCAGAGUACCCACGUAGCCUUCAAGAUAGGUCUGCCAUAUCGUUCACCUAUUUUGCAAGAUCCACUGUCAGGGGAAGGAGCAAAUACAAACUGGGUUGUUGGUAAAGGCACAAACCCGCAUAUCCUCAUCCAGAUAGCGUCUGACCGUACUUGCCUAAUCCAGGAAGAGAUCGACCGUUUGCAAAGUGGGCUUGCAACCCUCGGUAACCCUGCCACGAUUACCUACCAGGAGUACGGCAAACGACGGCAUGACCUCUAUGGACAUGAACACUUCGGAUUCCUUGACGGCAUCAGUAACAUGGGGCUCAGGGGGACGUAUACGGAGCAGGGUACGGACACACAGAUGUACAUCACACCGAGAUUCCUUCACGAUACUGACACGAGAAAGGACCUGUAUGGCCUGCCUGGACAGCUGCUCGUAUGGCCGGGUGAGGUCAUCCUUGGGCUUCCUAAACAGUACCAAAACACCACGGGGGAUGCGGCAGACCCCAGCCAGCCUGGGGAAACUUCCUUCAUUGGACCGGAAUGGGCCAAGAAUGGAACCUACCUGGUCUACCGACGUCUGAAGCAAGAUGUUCCAAAAUUCUGGAAAUUCAUGAAAGACAGUGCAGAUAAGAUUUCCAAGCAGCCUGGCAUGACCGGUUUUACAAAGGAACACAUGGGUGCCAAAGUAAUUUCCAGAUGGCAGUCAGGAACACCAAUCAUUCGUAAACCACAUAAAGAUAAUCCUGAAUUGGGUUCUGACCGUCUCGCCAACAACGCCUUUCAAUACGUGUCCGACCAGGCCCCCUUCAAAUGCAAGCCAGACGGCCAGACAGACAAGUUCCCUCUGGGUAAGCCCGACGUCCCGGGGAUGGUGUGUCCCUUGGCAUCCCACCUGCGAAAGGUUCAGCCCCGUGACGCCGGCACUGAUAUCGGCAGCAGCUUGGAUACUUUGAAACACGUAGUGAUCCGCCGCGGGAUUGAAUAUGGCGAUCCGAUCGAGGAUGUCAUGGUCGACGAUGGAAAAGACCGUGGCUUGAUGUUUGUUGCGUACCAAGCGAACAUCGACAAACAGUUCGAGUUCCUCAUCACUCACUGGGCUAACAGUGAUACCAACCCACACGACGGUGGUGGCCACGAUAUGGUCAUCGGUCAAGCUGGGAAUGAUUCAGACACCGGAGUCAGAAAGCCACGGGUGUUCGACGUACCUACGGAAGAUGGCACCAUACAGCUCCGUACUGCUGACGAGUGGGUCAUUCCCACUGGGGGCGGUUACUUUUUUGUCCCCUCUAUUAGUGCUCUGACGAACGUCAUUGCCAAAAUAUAACUUUUGUAGUAUAAUAGACACAUUUUGUGGAGUCAAUGGGAGACUUUCUGGGACGAUAGA
Asterias rubens (European starfish) is the source of this 1919-nucleotide messenger RNA. RefSeq names its product peroxidase 2-like. NCBI's taxonomy places the organism in Eukaryota, Metazoa, Echinodermata, Asteroidea, Forcipulatida, Asteriidae. Gene Ontology annotation, cellular component: cytosol. The record is from RefSeq and is a predicted model, not a curated record. Gene Ontology annotation, molecular function: peroxidase activity; heme binding. The coding region runs from base 138 to 1859 and encodes 573 amino acids. The transcript is spliced from 7 exons.